UUUUUAAAAAGCAUGUGGGAGUUUGCACGUGAGUAUUCGCUUUUUAGCUUUGUUUGCCAGGAGUAAGGAAAAGGGCGAAUAGCCCGGAAAGAGAAAGUUACGCGCCCUUUUUUGUUCUGUGUGUCAACUUUCUAUUUUACCCCUAAUAACCUCAUUCAACCAUGAAUGGAAUUUCACCAUCCUCAUCACCACCACUAGCCCCAUCUAAUCAAGAGGAUCAAGUUGCCAAGUUACAGGUGUCGGAGUCAACGGUGUCUACACAAGCAACACCAGCGGAGCCGUCGUCGCACAUGACACGCCAUGCCAUGACCGAUGAUAUUUCGACGGGCAGUGAAAGCAGUGAUGAGAACAACGAGGAUAACGUACCUCGACAAGAGCUAGAGCUGGUCAUUAAUGCACUUCAGACCACCGUCCUGAAAUCGACACCCCCACCCGAAGAAGCGCCUUCAUCAACUCGUGAUCGCGACGGUAGUCAUCAUAGCGCGGAUGAAUUGCAUAGUGGCGACGAAUUCCACGAGAGCAGCAGCAGCACGAGCAGCGAGUAUGAUUAUUCGACACAACAGCAGCAGCAACAACAACAACAACAUUCUGGUAUUAAGAGUGACGAAAUUGUUCCACCAACACCAGGAUCACCGCCACCCAACUUUGAGCCACCUGUGCGUCUGAGUACCGAGGAGGAUAUGCCGGAUGUAGAGUCGUUUAGCGCAAACUUGAUCGCUCUUCACGAUAUUAACUUGAAGGAAGUGAAAGCAAAUAACUCAAGUCCACGAGAGCAGGAAAGGAAAGAUGAACCUGUAUUAAGAGCAAUGCGCCAUCUAUUCAAUAAUCGAUUUAUGAAAGCAAAGCGACUGUUUGAGCGAGAGGCAAAGACUGAUCCGCUGCACGCGUUGGGUCUGGGAUCCAUGGCAUUUCUUAAAGCUGUUAUGACGGCCGACAACGAAGCAACCGAUAGAGCUAUUGACGUUUUAAUGGUGACAUACAGUUUGGCCACAGCACAGAUUGAUGCUGCGACAAAAAAGAAUGUGGGAGACUCUGUUGUGCAAUACUUUACAUCCUACUACAACCAUAUCAAAUACUCGCGAACGAACGGUCUCCCAGCGAGCCCAAAGCCAGCAACGCCACAAGCGAUCAAAAAGCAGAAAAUCACUUUUGUACCUAAUGGAAUUUUGCGUGCCCAUGUCGCUAAAGCCGAGUGCUGCUUACAAAUAGCGAUACUUCAGUUGCUGCAGGAAAGCGUUGUUGGAUAUAUCAAGUGCGGUCUAAACUUGCGACGAGCUUAUACGAGUUAUAGUCUUGUAUGGCAGGAGUACAAACGUAUGGGACAAUCUUUUAACGAUUUUAUUGAUCAAGACACCGUUUCCGGCAUUCAAUUCGGUAUUGGUACAGUGCACUUGGUCUUAUCGUCAUUACCACAAAAGGUACUACGCGUGGUCUCAGCAUUUGGAUGGAAAGCAGAUAAGCAUUUAGGUUUCGCUCUAUUGAAGCUAUGUCUGGAAGGCCGCCGAAUCAGAUCGCCGACUGCUUCUCUUAUGUUACUCGCCUAUUAUACUGUUUUGACUUCACUAUGUCCCCAAAUACUUACGAGCGAGUACACACAGCCUGCUAUUGAGACACUGUUGGAUGCACAGCGCACAUACCCUAAUUCCGCGUUUUUCCUGUACUUUGCCGGUCGUACUUCACGACUGGCACGCAACCUCAUCCUCUCGACACAAUCGUUUAUGUAUGCCAUCGAGAUUAGCAAGAACGAAUGGGCCGAAGUGGAAGUAUUACACCUCUGCAGUUAUGAGAUUGGCUUUAAUUACAUGAUGCAGCACAACUGGGGAGGUGCUGCCAAGAUAUUCGAGAACCUCUAUAAAGAACGUUAUUGGUCACCAGCCAUAUUCCGAUAUCUCCAUGGUGCAUGUCUGGAUAUGAUGGGCGAGCGUACCGACGCAAUCCUUGCAUUUGCCGAAGUGCCUGAGCUUGUUAAUGGCAAGACACCAUCUAGCAGCAGCAGCAGCAGCAGCAGCACAGCAGCUAUGAUGGAGCGUUACGUCUUACGCAAAGUCAACGCGUACCAGGCAACGGGGUACCAAGAUAUGGACAUGAACUUGUGUGCGCUCGAGUAUUUAUGCAUCUUUAAUGCAUUUGACUUUAUGGAUACGGCGCUUCUGGAACGUAGUUUGGCAGUUGCUGAUGGAGCACUGAAUCGUAUCCUGGAAGCUGAGCGAAUGGAGUAUGGGAUCCGAACAAGAGAACUAUUGCCUGAAACGCCACCACCGCAAUACUACGAUCAGCGCGGUACCCUAUUAUUAAUUAAAGCGUCGUUACAAAACGCCAUGGGUCACUAUCGUGAUGCGAUCAUACACCUCAAUUGGAUCAUUGAUCACAAGGAUAAGAUUGCCAGCGACAAGUGGGUGGUACCAUUUGCUUUUUGGCAAGCAGGCGUGACAUCUUGGGGAUUGGAUUACAAGACACGCGCACGUUCGUUCUGGGAGACAGCGUCCAAAUACACCAAGUUUGAUUUCGAGUAUCGUUUAGCCAUGACGAUUAAUUUGGCAAUUACCAGGGCCGACGAACUCAACGUGCCAAAACCAGAGCAGCGCAAAAGCAAGUUGGCGGGAAAGACUGAUGCCCCGCGGGAACAGCAGCAGCCGCCGCCGCCACAAUCAUCUUCAUCGGACACGACCACUCCGACCACACCAAUCGAAGAAGUUGCAGCGACAACAUCGGUCUGUCCUACUGCCGAUGAAACGAAAGAAAGUUCUAAAUCUGCCGAUUAAGUUGUUGAGUUGAUGGUCUAAAUGCCUUAUUGUUUGGAUUACUAUGUCAGCAGUUAAAUGUAUAUCAGUUAUGAAGAAUAAACAAAAGCCAUUGAAUGAGAUACGAGAACGUAUCAAUUAUUCCACAAA
Messenger RNA from Zychaea mexicana, 2891 nucleotides. RefSeq lists its product as uncharacterized. The record is from RefSeq and is a predicted model, not a curated record. Lineage: Eukaryota; Fungi; Mucoromycota; Mucoromycetes; Mucorales; Lichtheimiaceae. Gene Ontology annotation, molecular function: protein binding. The transcript has 10 exons. Bases 162 to 2762 code for a protein of 866 amino acids.